Messenger RNA from Momordica charantia (bitter melon), 1245 nucleotides. Its product is annotated as ethylene-responsive transcription factor 2. Gene Ontology annotation, molecular function: DNA binding; DNA-binding transcription factor activity. The record is from RefSeq and is a predicted model, not a curated record. Gene Ontology annotation, biological process: ethylene-activated signaling pathway; regulation of DNA-templated transcription. NCBI's taxonomy places the organism in Eukaryota, Viridiplantae, Streptophyta, Magnoliopsida, Cucurbitales, Cucurbitaceae.
CAAUUUUUCGUAUCCCCAACUCUUCAAUUUCAUUCAGAUUCAGAUCUCUCUCUCUAGAACUCAAAAUUUGGGGGAAAAAAUUAUGAUGUACGGACAGAGUAAUGGCUGCGAAUCCGAUUUUCUUCUUCUGGAUUCGAUACGGCGGCAUUUAUUGGGCGAUUCGGAGACUCAGCGGUGUGGGAAUUUCGCCGUCGCCGGAACCGCCGCGCCGGUGUUCUGCCGAAGCUCCAGUUUCGGCAGCUUGUACCCUUGUUUGACGGAAAAUUGGGGCGAUUUGCCCCUAAAGGAGGACGAUUCCGAGGACAUGGUCAUCGCCGGAGUUCUCCGCGACGCAGUCAGAGCCGGUUGGGUUCCGUCGCUCGGCUCUUCCCCGCCGGAGACCUUUAGUUUUGAUUUUUUCGACGUCAAGCCGGAGCCGGAGAUCCUCCCGCCGGUGAAUCUGAUGCCGGAAGUGAGGGAGUUUGAGGCGAAGGUGGUGGUGGAGGCGGCGGCGGCGGCGCCGUCGCCGUUGCCGGCGGUGGUUCCGGCGAAGGGGAAGCAUUACCGUGGGGUCCGGCAGCGGCCGUGGGGGAAGUUUGCAGCGGAGAUUCGAGACCCGGCGAAAAACGGGGCUCGGGUCUGGCUCGGGACGUUCGAGACGGCGGAGGACGCGGCGCUAGCUUAUGAUCGAGCCGCUUAUCGGAUGCGCGGCUCCAAAGCUCUCCUCAAUUUUCCACUUCGAGUCAAUUCUGGCGAACCCGACCCGAUUAGAGUGACGUCGAAGCGGUCGUCGCCCCGAUCGUCGCCGGAGCCUUCGUCGUCAUCCUCGUCGGAGAGUGGGUCCCCCAAGCGGCGGAAGAAGGCGGACGGCACGGCGGUGACGGGAGUUGUAGUGGUGGGGACAAAUGAAAUGCAAGUGGGAGCUGACGAGGCGCAGUGUACAAGUGGCGGGCAAUGAUUGGGUGAGCAGUGCUGAUAGUGAAAGAAGGGGAAGAAGAGAAGAAGAAGCACUUUGCCACUUGGUGAAUUAUUGAGGGACUAAAAAAAAUCUGUAAUUAUUUUUUGAAAAUCAUAUUUUAGGGGUAGAUUUGGUAGGUUUUAUUUUGGAGUUUUCAAAGAUAUAAAAUUUCCCAAAAAAAAAAAUUAAGAAAAAUAGGUGGGAAAGUAGGAUUGGUACAUAAUGGGUGGUUGGAUUUGCUAAAGCAAAUUUGUUGAUUGUUUAAAAAAUAUAUAUCCCUUUUGAAUGGAAUUUUUCUAUUCUUUUCA